CGGAAGCCCAAGCCAAAGCCCAGAAUCGUGGAUUUAGAGUGAGAGUGAAAGUCAGCAAAUCGGGUUCAGUUGAGAUGGCGACGCCUGCAAACGAUUCGUCUCUUCAAGCUAUCCGUUAUCGACCUGGUUCACUUCAGCUCCUCGAUCAGAGGAAGCUUCCACUCCAAACUAUUUACAUCGACAUCCGUAACUCAUCUGAUGGAUGGACUGCAAUACGCGAUAUGGUCGUUCGUGGAGCACCUGCUAUUGCUGUAGCUGGUGCACUCUCUUUAGCUGUAGAAUUGUUCAACUUGGAAAAUUUUGAAGGAACUUCUCAAGAUGCAUCAUCUCUUAUUACCAAAAAAUUGGAAUAUCUUGUAUCAAGCCGACCAACUGCUGUUAAUCUUUCUGAUGCUGCAACGAAAUUUAAUGAAAUUAUAUCCAAGGCAGCUGCUACCACUUCUGAUGCCAAGGAUGUAUUUAAGGUUUUCAUUGAAGCUGCUGAAUUGAUGCUCGAGGAUGACGUGACUUCGAAUAAAGCUAUUGGAUCGUUUGGAGCUGAGUUUAUCCGAUUUCAGCUUAAGGACAUCAAUAAGCUGUCUAUACUCACUCAUUGCAACACUGGAAGUCUUGCUACAGCUGGUUAUGGAACCGCUUUAGGAGUCAUUCGUUCACUUCAAACUGAUGGAGUUUUGGAGCAUGCAUAUUGCACUGAAACGCGUCCAUACAAUCAAGGGUCAAGGUUGACAGCAUUUGAAUUGGUGCAUGAAAAAAUCCCUGCUACUCUAAUAACUGAUUCAGCUGCUGCUGCAUUGAUGAAAGCUGGACGUGUGAAUGGCAUAAUUGUUGGAGCAGACCGUGUUGCCUCAAAUGGAGAUACCGCAAACAAGAUUGGGACGUAUAACCUAGCUGUAUGUGCGAAACAUCACGACAUUCCAUUUUAUGUAGCAGCACCCCUGACUUCAGUUGAUUUAUCACUUCAAUCGGGGGACGAAAUUGUCAUAGAAGAACGAUCUCCUUUGGAAUUGCUAAACGCGCAUGGUGGUCGUGGGGAACAGAUUGCUGCUUCUGGGAUUUCUGUCUGGAAUCCUGCAUUUGAUGUUACCCCUGCUUCUUUGAUAAGUGGAAUAUUUACCGAAAAGGGUGUUAUUACAAAGAAGACUGGAAGUGAAUCCUUUGACAUAAAGGGAUUCGUGCAAAGAGCACAGGGUAACUGAUCUAAUGGUUUUACCUUUUGCAUCAAUGAAUCAAGGUGUGUUGUUUAUUUAAAUCCUUAUAAAUAAAGACAGACUAAUGGCACUGUAAAACUAUUUGUAUCUUUAUAUUCUGUUUCACUUUUACUUG
This is a messenger RNA of Impatiens glandulifera, 1323 nucleotides long. Its product is annotated as methylthioribose-1-phosphate isomerase-like. The record is from RefSeq and is a predicted model, not a curated record. The transcript has 9 exons. NCBI's taxonomy places the organism in Eukaryota, Viridiplantae, Streptophyta, Magnoliopsida, Ericales, Balsaminaceae. Gene Ontology annotation, molecular function: S-methyl-5-thioribose-1-phosphate isomerase activity. Bases 75 to 1196 code for a protein of 373 amino acids.